AUGUCGCCUGUGGUUAAUGGCGAGCUGAAAAGCUCGAAGAAGAGGAAGAAGAGUGAUUCAGAGUCUAUUCGUCGGUCAUUGAAGCGGAGAGCGGUUGAGGGAGAGAACGGCAAGCUGGAGACGGAACAUAUACAAGAGCUCGAGGACCAGAUUGCUGAAUCCCGGAAAUAUUACAACAAUAUCGUCACUUUGCUCUCGAAACUUGAUGAUGCAGGUACGGAUAAGGCUGGCAAAAAAUCUGUUACGGUUUCUCUUUGCAGAGUCUUCUGUCGGUUGUUGGCUGGUGGACAAUUGAAUCCGUCGAAGAGCGCAUCCGAGCCAGAGACCAUCCUUGUCGCGUGGUUGAAGGAGAGAUACCAGGAGUACAAGGUAGCUUUGCUUAGGAUAUUGAGGGACGGAGAACCCUCUCAGCAGAUUACCGCUCUAAGCUUGUCUAUGCAAUUGAUUAAAGAACAAGUGGCUCAUUAUACUGGAUCAGACAUCAAUGUAUGGUCUGGUGGCUAUUUUAAUGAUAUACUGGCCGCUGUGAUUAUGCCAGGCAACGACAAGGUUAGGGCGCAUUUCAUGGACAACUUUUACCAAAAGUACCACGAUAUCACAGUCUACACCGUCCUACGACUUGCGACAUAUAUAUCCGAAGAAAGAGAUGCAGAAACUCUUGACAACAUAGUUGACCUGCUCUCAAACAUCGGCGAACCAACAAACCUCCAAGAACGAUUUGAAAACACCUACACCGACACCUCGAAGAUAAGCCAAAAGAACAAAGGCCCCUUCACCUCUGAGAACUCUUUCAAAAUCCGCGUGCAAACGGCCUGGCUCGCCGUACUACGUAACCAAAUGACCAAAUCUCAACGCAAACACCUCCUUCGCAUAAUGUCGCAUGUCGUCGUACCCUGGUUCGCAAAGCCAGAACUCCUAAUGGACUUCUUAACAGACUGCUACAACGAAGGCGGAUCAACUUCCUUGCUUUCGCUAUCGGGCCUCUUCUACCUCAUUCAGGAGAAGAACCUGGAUUAUCCGCAAUUCUACACAAAGCUAUAUUCCCUACUGGACAGGGAUGUGCUUCACUCCAAGCAUCGAUCUCGUUUCUUCAGGUUAAUGGAUACCUUCCUUGCUUCUUCGCAUCUUCCCGCUACGCUUGUAGCGAGCUUUAUAAAGCGUCUUUCGCGACUGGCGUUGAAUGCACCACCUGCUGCUAUCGUCGUGAUAGUGCCGUGGAUAUAUAACAUGCUCAGGUCCCAUCCAACAUGCACAUUUAUGAUUCAUCGGGAUCUGAAGAAGCAUGAUCCAUCGCUUUACGAGGAGAUAGAGGAAGAGGGCAUGGAUGAUCCGUUCGAUGCGUAUGAGCCCAACCCGACCCUUACAAACGCUAUUGAGAGCAGUCUGUGGGAGAUUGAGACCUUGCAGUCCCACUAUCAUCCAAACACAGCGGCUUUGGCGAGGAUUAUAUCCGAACAGUUCACCAAGCAGCAUUAUAACGUUGAGGACUUCCUAGACCUUUCCUACCAAGCCCUGCUAAGUACGGAGCUAGGUAAGGAGGAGAAGGCAUUUAAGAAGGCUCCCGUGGUCGAGUUUCAGAUUCCUAAGAGAAUAUUUACUGAUCGCGGACUGGAGGGAAGAGAGGAGGAUACAGAGCCCGGACAUAUGGUUCGAGAAUUGUGGGACUUUAGUUAG
Molecule: messenger RNA, 1674 nt
Organism: Nannizzia gypsea CBS 118893
Lineage: Eukaryota; Fungi; Ascomycota; Eurotiomycetes; Onygenales; Arthrodermataceae
Product: nucleolar complex protein 4
Exons: 3
Coding region: 1-1674 (557 amino acids)
Biological process (GO): ribosome biogenesis
Cellular component (GO): nucleolus; Noc4p-Nop14p complex; small-subunit processome
Source: RefSeq, a predicted model, not a curated record